Molecule: messenger RNA, 3095 nt
Organism: Artibeus jamaicensis (Jamaican fruit-eating bat)
Lineage: Eukaryota; Metazoa; Chordata; Mammalia; Chiroptera; Phyllostomidae
Gene: ITPK1
Product: inositol-tetrakisphosphate 1-kinase
Exons: 10
Coding region: 104-1324 (406 amino acids)
Biological process (GO): inositol trisphosphate metabolic process
Cellular component (GO): cytoplasm
Molecular function (GO): magnesium ion binding; ATP binding; inositol-1,3,4-trisphosphate 5-kinase activity
Source: RefSeq, a predicted model, not a curated record
CCGCCAGGAGGAGGUUCCCGCACACUCGCGGCGCGCGCCGGGCCGCCAGAGUCGGCCUGUGGGCGAUUUCCUCCGGACCCAAGCUCCCCGCCCGAGGAGGAAGAUGCAGACCUUUCUGAAAGGGAAGAGAGUUGGCUACUGGCUGAGCGAGAAGAAAAUCAAGAAGCUCAAUUUCCAGGCCUUCGCCGAGCUGUGCAGGAAGCGAGGGAUAGAAGUCGUGCAGCUGGACCUCAGCCGACCGAUCGAGGAGCAGGGCCCCCUGGAUGUCAUCAUCCACAAGCUGACCGAUGUCAUUAUUGAGGCCGACCAGAACGACAGCCAGUCCCUGGAGCUGGUGCACAGAUUCCAGGAGUACAUCGAUGCCCACCCUGAGACCAUUGUCCUGGACCCCCUUCCUGCCAUCAGGACCCUGCUCGACCGCUCCAAGUCCUACGAGCUCAUCCGGAAGAUCGAGGCCUACAUGAAAGACGACAGGAUCUGCUCACCGCCCUUCAUGGAGCUGACAAGCCUGUGCGGGGAUGACACCAUGCAGCUCCUGGAGAAGAACGGCCUGGCCUUCCCAUUCAUUUGCAAGACCAGAGUGGCCCACGGCACCAACUCGCACGAGAUGGCCAUUGUGUUCAACCGGGAGGGCCUGAGCGCCGUGCAGCCGCCCUGUGUUGUCCAGAAUUUCAUCAACCACAACGCCGUCCUGUACAAAGUGUUCGUGGUCGGCGAGUCCUACACAGUGGUCCAGAGGCCCUCGCUCAAGAACUUCUCGGCGGGCAUGUCAGACCGUGAGUCCAUCUUCUUCAACAGCCACAAUGUGUCCAAGCCGGAGUCGUCAUCAGUCCUGACCGAGCUGGACAAGAUCGAGGGCGUGUUCGAGCGGCCGAGUGACGAGGUCAUCCGGGAGCUCUCCCGCGCCCUGCGGCAGGCGCUGGGCGUGUCGCUGUUCGGGAUCGACAUCAUCAUCAACAACCAGACGGGGCAGCACGCCGUCAUCGACGUCAACGCCUUCCCAGGCUAUGAGGGCGUGAGCGAGUUCUUCACGGACCUCCUGAACCACAUCGCCACCGUCCUGCAGGGCCAGAGCGCAGCCACCGCAGCCAUGGGGGACGCGGCCCCACUGAGGCACAGCAGGCUCCUGGCAGAGCAGGCAGACAGCCUGGCGGGCGAGCGGACAUGCAGCGCCGGCCCCGGCUGCUGCAGCAGCUUGGUGGGCCAGGACCCGGGCAGCACGGCCAAGCUGCCGCCCCAGAGACUGGGCUGCACCGCCGCCGUGUCGCCCAGCUUCCAGCAGCAUUGCGUGGCCUCCCUGGCCACCAAGGCCUCCUCCCAGUAGCCGCGGAGCCCAGGACCCAGAGGGCGGCGUGGGCCACAGCACGGCCACUGGGCAAGCAACAGCCAGUGGUGACAUCUGACUAAGAAUUCCCAACGGUCUGAUUUUUCUUUUAGCCUGAUUUUCUGAUGUCGUUACCUGAAUGAGGAAUUGGGGGGCGAUGGAAGAGAACCCCAGUCGGUGGUCCAGCCUCGGGGAGAAGGGACCUCCUGCCCCAUUCCUGCCCUGCAGAUCUCUCACUGAGUUUACACAUGCUUGUGUUUUCAACACUAGGUCUGAGUGUGAGGAGGGGCGUGUGUGCGUGUGGUUGCAGUGCGUGUGGUUGUCGUACGUGUGUGAGUGUGUAUACACAUCCGUGUCUUGGUCUUGAUGGCUGCUGCGGACCAGGCCCAGGGGACCUGGAGGGGUCACCCUUGGUUAGGCUGCUGGCACUGAACAGAGCAAGUGGACGGUCCCCCUCUUCUGUCUUUUGUCCCAGGCCCACCCGCCUGACCGCCCCUGCGCAGGCUCCCCCUCUGCUGGCCACCUUCCCAGCCUUGGGAAGAGUGGGGCCAGAGGCCCCACCGGGUGUGCGGCUGCCCUUCCCAGAAGCAGGAGCCCAGGCUGGAGAGGCUGUGGCCUCCCUGUCCUUGGGGGGCCCCAUGCAGGGGGGUCUGGGCUGCUGCCGCCUGGUCCCUCCCAAGAAGGGAAGGGGAAGGAAGCUUCCCCUGGAGGCCAAGGCCCCGGGUUCACUGCCUCUCUCCACGUCCAGCCCAGCUCCCUCGCCACGCAUCCCACGCAGCCCCGAGAGGGGGCCUCCUCCCGUGACCAAGCACUGCGGCUCUUUGGCACGCGGAGAGGGCCACCUGGCUGGGGGGCCCCGGGCUGAUCCCGCCCGUGCCAAGGGUUUGUGCCGUGACCGUGGGCAAGUCGUUCUGAGAGUCGCCGGGCCUUCAUGUCCUCCGUUGAGACCAGAGCUCUGAAGGGUGGGCCUGACGCCCCCGCCCCUGCAGUGCAGCCUGCUUUCCCCAGAAGCCAGCCAGGAUGAGCCUCCCCUUGAGAUCGAGGUGACUGGGGCCCACUUUCCAGGUAGGAAGUGGCCGCCGUUCUCGUCAGUCCUGCUCACACCUGCCUGUUUCACCCUUGCCCAUGGGCCCGAUAUCCCUUCCCGUACUCACUACAAGCCCCAAGCACUGAGCCAGCCAGGGGUGAAGGAGCGGCAGCCCUCGGGGUGAGAAAACAGUGUGCUUCUCCCCACUUAGAGUCACCCCAGCUUCUGGUGGCAGCAGGCAGAACACCAGCUGGCUGUCGUAACCAUGGUCCAGGCAAACCGGAGGCCCUUCUGAGGAAGGGCCAGUGCGAGGCCCUGCUAUCCUAGGACAGUGAACGCUGGGGACCAUGUCUAGGGCCCCUGAGUGCGCCGUGGUGUCUUAGAUACCGGUGGACUUCCAGACGGAGGGAAAGGCCUCCAGGCUCUGCUUCGUGGUCUGGGGAGGCUGUGGGGCCGGGCCCUGUGGGGAUGGGGCUGCUGGAUUUGGGCUUGGGGUGGGGGUGGGGGCCAUCAGAACCACCUGGCCAACCCAGACACCGAGGGCCCGCUUUUUACACGACUCGAGUGUGGAACCCCGAUUAUAAUGUCUGUACGUCACCUUUCCUCAGUCGGGGAAGCAGGAAAGCGUGACCAGCCUCUUGCACUGCUUGUCUCCAAAAUAAACUACUGAAAUCAAACUGCAGUUCACCUGUGUGUACACAGUGUUUCUAAAAGUUUGUCAUUCUCCAGUCUUCUAAUAAAAUG